AUGACAGAGGCAGAGGUUAUCAUCUUCCGAGGAACACUUCGUGGCCACACUGAUAAGGUCACCGCCAUAAGCACCAACAACAAUCCCAACAUCAUGGUUAGUUCCUCACACGACAAAACCCUCAUCGUGUGGCGCAUCAGAAAGGACUCCAACCCUUGCGCUUUUCCAACACUCCGGCUUACCGGCCACUCCGAGAUCAUCUCCGACGCCGUUUUGUCCUCCCACGGAGAACACGUCAUCUCCUCCUCAUGGGACGGCGAGCUCCGCCUUUGGAACAUCACCAACGGCCACACCAAGCGCCGCUUCGUCGGCCACACGAACCAGGUCCUCUCCGUCUCGCUCUUCGACGACUCCGUGAUCGCGUCCGGCGGCCGUGACAACACAGUGAGGGUGUGGAACGCUUGGGGACAGUGCAUGGCGACCUUGGACGGAGACGGCGAGAACGGCCACACCGAUUGGGUUUCGUGCGUGCGGUUCAUCCCGGCGGAGACGCCGAGGCUGGUGACGGCGGCGUGGGACGGGAGCGUUAGGGUUUGGGACUUGGACAUGAGUAACAAAGGCGCGUUGGUGAAGAGUUUCGCGACCUCCGGACACGAAGGUCGCGUGAACGCGGUGGCGCUGCCGCCAGACGGGUCGGUGAUCGCAAGUGUCGGAAAUGAUGGGGUGGUGAUUAUAUGGGACAUGGAGGGAGGGGUUAAGCUUUACGAGUUUGACGUUGGUUGCGUUGUUCUUGCCAUGUGUUUCUCUCCCAACAGGUUCUGGUUGAGCGUUGCCACAGAAGAUAGAGUCAUUGUUUGGGACUUGGAGAGUAAGAAGGUUCUUGAAGAAUUGGAGGUUAAAAAGAUUACGGAUUUUUCGUCCUUAGCGUGUGUUUGA
Sphenostylis stenocarpa is the source of this 876-nucleotide messenger RNA. Lineage: Eukaryota; Viridiplantae; Streptophyta; Magnoliopsida; Fabales; Fabaceae. The record is from the annotation of a GenBank genome assembly.